Molecule: messenger RNA, 769 nt
Organism: Rhopalosiphum maidis (corn leaf aphid)
Lineage: Eukaryota; Metazoa; Arthropoda; Insecta; Hemiptera; Aphididae
Exons: 3
Coding region: 215-640 (141 amino acids)
Source: RefSeq, a predicted model, not a curated record
AUAACUUAUUACGCUUAUCUUAUUACUUUUUGGGAAUCGAGAUCCGAGACUUCGAAAAGAUCCAGCAUCUGCCAUUCAGAAUUCUGGAUAUAUAUUAUAUCUUAUUCAUUAAUUUAAGUGACCAACUAUACGAGUGUUUUCAGACUCCAGCCUUUUAAUUUGCACUCUAAGUCAACCGGAACAUCAAAUAUUUCACUUUUUUUACUCUUAAAUCAUGACGUCGAUAUUGCGUCAAAUUAUAAACAUCAAUAAAACGACAAGAAUUAACUCACUUAUUACUUAUAAACAAUUUCUAACUACUAAAUCUGAUGAUCCAAUCCAAUCGCAUAUAGGAAAGUUAGUGAAGGGUAACAAAAUUGUUGUCUUCAUGAAAGGUGUUCCACAAGCUCCUAGAUGUGGCUUUAGUAAUGCAGUUGUCGAUAUUUUAAAUAUUCACAAAGCUAAAUUUGAAGCUCAUGAUGUACUGAUUGAUGAAAAUCUUAGAAAUGGAAUAAAAGAAUACUCCAACUGGCCUACAAUUCCUCAAGUUUUUAUAGAUGGAGAAUUCAUUGGUGGUUGUGAUAUUAUGUUGGAAUUGCAUAGGUCAGGUGAAUUAGAUAAAAUACUAGAUAAAAACACUCAAGAAAAUCCUGUAGCAUAAAUUGGUUAAAGUGUUAUUAAAUGAUUUAAGAAUAAUGUAGUUUAAUACUUAUUGAAUAAACAAUAAAAGAGUGAAAUGUAUUGUUAUAAAUUAAUGUGUUUAAUUUAAAUUAAAUGUCUUGAUCAAUUU